Molecule: messenger RNA, 2518 nt
Organism: Myotis myotis
Lineage: Eukaryota; Metazoa; Chordata; Mammalia; Chiroptera; Vespertilionidae
Gene: CDHR4
Product: cadherin related family member 4
Exons: 17
Biological process (GO): homophilic cell-cell adhesion
Cellular component (GO): plasma membrane
Molecular function (GO): calcium ion binding
Source: RefSeq, a predicted model, not a curated record
GCUGACCUAGAGCUGGGUGUGGGGGGACGUGCCAGACCCCGUGGCAGAAGGCAGAGCUGUGCUCCUGGCGGGGUUCCGUGUGCAAGGGGCCCUCGGCCUGACGGCCUCUCCCUCCCAGACCUCCACUGCCUGCCCUCGUUCGUCAAUGUCUCCGAGAGCCAGGGGCCCGGCACCGUCCUUUGGUCCUUCUCCUUCAACUGCUCUUCUCAUACACCCACCCUGAAGCUGCUCCAGGUGCAGCCGCCCAGCACCUUCUUCAACCCCCCAAGCCUGGCCAGGUGGCAGGGGCUCUAUGUGGGACAGCUGACCUUGAGCAGCUCCACCCAGCUGGACGCCCUGGCCGUGAACCACUAUGAGCUGCAGCUGCAGGUGACAUGCGGCAACGACGUGACCCAGGGACCGCUCUCCGUGGAUGUGCGGCGGGACCCUGGCCAUGCCCAGUGUACUGGCCGGUUUGUCAGCCCCGCUGGGGAAGUCAUCCAGGUGCCGGAAACAGUCACACCUGGGGCUCGGCUCUACACUUUGCUCCCAGGCCUGGAACUCCAGGGAGCCCAGGUGAGCAUCACCAGUGCCCAGGACCCUCCACACUUCCCUGGACCCUUCUCCAUCAAUGGGCAGGGCUGGCUGCAGGCACCCCCUCAGGGCCUCAGAGGCCAGGCUCCAAAGCUCUUCCAGCUCCAGGUGCUGGUGACCUUUCGGCGAGGCCGCAGCUGCCGGGGGCUGCUGACCGUGCGCGUCCUGCCGGCCCCCUCCCCCCGGGUCGCCUUCCCGGAGCGGAACCUGAGCGUCACGGUGCCCGAGGACCUGGCCCCUGGCAGCUCGGUGGCGCGGGCGCAGGCCCAGGGCUGGGACGUGCGCUACGAGCUCCUCUCGCCGGCGCGCGGCCCGCUCUUCUCCAUCGGACGCGCGGACGGCGUGGUCCGGACCUCCGGGCCCCUGGACCUGGCGCGGGCCGGCGCGGCGCUCACCACGCUGCAGGUGCGGGCCUUCGAGCGGCUGCGGCCGGGGGCCAGCGUCCAGCUGGAUCUCACCGUGAACGUGACCCCGGUCAACCGCUGGCCCCCGCGCUGCCUCCCGGCGCUGCUGCUGACUCAGGUCCCCGAGACCAGGCCUGUGGGCACCGUGCUGAGCACCUUCACCUGCGAGGACCCGGACUCUCCUGGCUCCCCGCUCACCUACCAGCUGCGGGCCCACAGCCCCCACGGCCCGGCCAGCCUCCGCCUUAGCGGCCGGGUCCUGGAGGUGAAUGCCUCCCUCGACUGCGACUCUCCUGGGGCCUGCCCUCAGCUCACGGCCUCCCUCCUGGUGCUGGAUGGCGGUCAGCCCCCCAUGAGCACUGAGGUGCCAGUACUGGUGAUGGUGACCCCCGUCAACGAGUUCUCCCCAACCUGUGUCCCCCGAACAUUCCGGGUCCGCGAGGAUGCAGAGCCCUGCACGCUGCUGGGCUCCGUGGUGGGCACGGACUCGGACUACCCACACGGCGGCAUUGAGUACCACACCCCUGGCGGGCCUGCCACCUUUGCUGUGGACCGGCUCAGCGGCGAGGUUCGCCUCCUGGGGCCGCUGGACUAUGAGCAGCAGAGGCUGCACAGGCUCACCGUCCUGGUGACCGACCACAGCCAAGGCCGGGGCCCGGCUCAGCCCCGCUCCGGCUCCUGCACCAUGGCCAUUGAGGUGGAGGACGUGAAUGACCACGCCCCCGAGUGCGAGCCACCGUUCCAGGAACUCACCAUCCACACUUCCCCGGGCAGUGGCACGGAGGUGACCAAGCUGUCAUGUCGGGUCCCACAGGAGCCACAGCGCCAGGCCUUCUCCUACAGCCUCGUGGGAGGGAAUAGUCAGGGCCGAUUCCGCCUGCAAGGAGCCGCCCUGCUGCAUGACGACCUCCUGCUGGGGGCCUCCCUGCCAGAGCAGCCCCAGACCUAUGAGCUCUUGAUCCGCGUGGCCGAUGCAGGUCCCUCCACCCCCCACCUCAGCACCACAGCCACGGUCAUUGUGCAUCUGGUUCCCUGGAGGGCCAGCACCGUGGCCACCAGCACCAGCAGAGCCACAGUGCCUUCGGCGAUGACGCCCCUGCUUGUGACUCACACGGAGCCUUUCUGGCAGCCGGAGCCCUGGUUUGUGGUGUUGCUGACGGUGACCGGUGCCCUGCUCCUGGCCCUGGGCUGGCUCCUCAGCAGGCAUCUCCGGGGGAUCCAGGGAACUGUGGGGUCCUCUGAGGGGUUCAUCGAGGCGCCAAGGAUGGAGACACCCGAGGCACCCGGCAGCAUCAUGAGCCUGCAACAUUUUGAUGGCAGAGCCCAGGACUCCCGGACAGGCCGAGAGUUCCUGUUCAACUCGCGCUCGGGAGCCUGGCGCUGGCUCUGAGGCCACGAAGCUGCCUCACUGCGUGGGAAUUUCUUCACUGACCCUGGGCUGUGUUUUCAAGUUGAUUCAAUAAUAAACAAAGUUACAAACAGCGAAGGCCCAGCCUUGUCACCCACCCGUGGGAGGAGCUCUGGGAUCUGUGCUUCCUUGU